Molecule: messenger RNA, 5070 nt
Organism: Aspergillus calidoustus
Lineage: Eukaryota; Fungi; Ascomycota; Eurotiomycetes; Eurotiales; Aspergillaceae
Source: the annotation of a GenBank genome assembly
GUGCCCGCUAGGCGCUGAGAAGGGCCUCUAACAGAGAGAGUGAUUGGUCAUCACGGAUGCGUCCAUCAUGCUCUUGGCCUUUUUUGCCAAACUGACAAUCUGUUUGCGAAUAGAAAACCUCUGAGCCUCUGCAUGGCGCAGCUCUUCAUCAAAUUAGAUUCUCAUUUAUCUCCAACAAGCCUUGCAAUUGGGUUGCCAGCCGAGACGCCGUUCUGCAUGUGAGCUCGAAGGGUAACCCCGCCCAGAAAAGAUAAAAUGUUUAUAACAAGCUUUGAAUCCCAUUGAGUUGUCACUCCUGUGUGGGGAUUGAAGAGGGAGGUUCGAGAACGCUGACCCGCUGUCACAACUGCUCAAACAUCGAAGUCCGAAUUGUGAACCAUAGGUCCCACCGCUGCCUGAAAUCAAGUAUGCGGUCUGAUUCGCUCUCUAUCAGCAACAAGGUUUGCUUCUAGCCCUUGUAGAGCCAGAUUCCGCAGGGAAAAGGUACACUGCCGCAGAUUUAACGCCUGGAAGGUGGGCCUCUUCAAUCGCACAAUCCAAUGGGCAAAAGCAGGGAGGUUUAGAAUGAUUGAGGAGCGGUUAGGAAGCGACGAGACAUCGAAAGGAAACUAGCCGCAUCGGCAAGAACAAGAAGUUCUUCGCACUUUGGAGGCUUUGGUGUCACAAGGGCGACACAAGCGACUGGUAUGAAGCAUCAGAUUGCUGCCCGUCUCCUGCUUGAAGCACCCUUGCAAAAGCGAUACAAAUAUGUUCCCUUGAACUGCCAUCUGCGGCGGUUGUUGGCUUGAUUGAUCACUGAGCGACUGAUGGCCAUUCGAAUGCCGGUUUCCCUAUUCUCCAGUCGAGCAACAGAAGAAUCAAUCGGCUGUAUUCUACAUGGCUCGCAGAAAUGCGGCUGGGCGACACGUGUUGUCACCAGAGCUAUGGGUUCGGAAUCGGCAGCUUCAUACGGUGUCUUGAAUCAUGGCAUGACCUCGGUUUCCCUUGGGGCAUAUUUGGGUGAAUAUUUGACUUAAAGGUCUAUUGUUUGGAACGAAGGUAAGUUGAAUAUGUUGGAAAACCAAUCAAUCAAGGACAAUUACCAUUGUAGUGUCAGUCCCACGAGAAGGCCCGCUUCUAAAGUCUUUUGAAGUAUGGCAGCCCAGCCACGACUCGUAGUCUUAAUCAUUCUAGUUGACCCGACCAUUCGCCAGUUGACGCGUUUUGAUGUACUCGAUUGAAUGUUGAAGCAAUUUGUUGGGAUUGAAGGUAGACAAUUGAGGCGCCGGUUUCAGUUGCUCAGUAUGUUGUGUUGCUGAAAUCAUGUUCCGUACAUCUAGAUUAUCGCAUCGGUCGUUGUUCGCUGGCGUAUACCAACUGAGAGCUCAAGCCAGCCACUAUCUGAUUUCCGAGACCGUCGCAUGGCCGGGAAUCGCGAUGCGGGGGUGAGCGACAAUCAUGCAGCAUUGGUAACACAAAAAGCGUAAGGUGGCGGGAAAAGACCACUCUAGGUCAGAAGAUCCGUGCCAUUAAUAGCAAGAAAUCGUAACAUGAUCCGAAGCUGCCUCCAGAUGCGAGCCAAGAUCCAGAGCUUUGGAGUUGGCGGACCGGGUUGGACUGCUGUUUGUGGAGGAGCGACACGAGGAUUUGGGCUAAACUCAAUUCAGACAAGAGAUCCGCGCGCCUUAUCGGCGUUUUUGAUGGCUGCAACUCGACGUUGAUGCUGCAGCUAUAAGAGCCAUGAGGGAUCCUCAAGUGAGGGGAAGGUUAUUCUCCAUCUCUCAUUCUUUCUCUCUGUUGAUCUUCUUCGCCGAAUCAGCAUCAAGCCACAAACAUGGUCCUCGACCGCCUCCAACAACUGACCCUCCAGGUCAGCGCCUCUUCACCCCCGCCGCACCCUCUGGAUCCCCUCUCUACUUCUGAAAUCGACACAGCCGUUGCUCUCGUCCGCAAGGAAUAUGGCAAGGUCAACUUCAACGCCGUCACGCUCUACGAGCCGCGCAAGGUGGAGAUGAUGGCCUGGCUGGCAGACCCUGAGAAAGCUCCUCGUCCGACCCGUGCUGCCGAUGUCGUCGUAAUCGCGCCUGGCGGCAAGAUCUAUGAUGGCGUUGUGGACUUGGAAGCGAAGAAGGUCGUCGAAUGGAACCAUACGCCUGGUGUGCAGCCUUUGAUCACUAUGGAGGACUUGCAAGAAGUAGAAUUUGUCGUUCGCAAGGACCCGAAAGUCAUUGAACAAUGCGGAAUCCUCGGCAUCCCAAAGGAGGACAUGGACAAGGUAUACUGUGAUCCGUGGACAAUUGGAUACGAUGAGCGUUUUGGCGCCGAUGUUCGCCUGCAGCAAGCUCUGAUGUACUACCGCCCUCACGUCGAUGAUUCUCAAUACACAUACCCCCUGGACUUCUGCCCCAUCUACAACGCGGAAACGAAGCAAAUUAUCCACAUUGACAUUCCUCCUGUGAGGCGCCCUCUCAGCAAAGCUGCUCCCAACAACUAUCACGUAGAGUCCGUGGAAAAGGAGGGAGGCUACCGAACGAACCUGAAGCCAAUCCACAUCACACAGCCAGAGGGCGUCUCCUUUGAAAUCAAAGGGCGCACGAUUGAAUGGCAAAACUGGAGCAUCCACGUCGGUUUCAACUACCGUGAGGGUAUUGUCCUCAACAACAUCACCUACAACGACAAGGGCAACAUCCGAGAUGUUUUCUACCGUCUUUCUCUGGCUGAGAUGGUUGUACCUUACGGAAACCCCGAGCAUCCCCACCAGCGCAAGCACGCCUUUGAUCUUGGUGAAUAUGGUGGUGGCUACAUGACUAACAGUCUCUCCCUUGGCUGCGACUGCAAGGGCGCAAUUCACUACAUGGACGCAGCUUUCGUGAACCGCGCUGGCGCCAGCACCAUCGUCAAAAACGCCAUUUGUAUCCACGAAGAAGAUGCCGGUAUCCUCUACAAGCACACCGACUUCCGUGACGAAUCCACAAUUGUCACCCGAGGCCGCAAGCUGAUCAUCUCACACAUCUUCACUGCCGCCAACUACGAGUACUGUGUGUACUGGAUCUUCCACCAGGACGGUACUGUCCAGCUCGACAUCAAGCUUACUGGUAUCCUAAACACCUACUCCAUGAACCCGGGUGAGGACACCCACGGCUGGGGUACUGAGGUUUACCCCGGAGUCAACGCCCACAACCACCAGCAUCUCUUCUGUCUUCGUGUCGACGCCAAUGUCGACGGUCCCAACAACACCGUCUUCCAGGUCGAUGCUGUUCGCGGCCCCGGCGAGGUUGGCAGCGCAGAGAACAAGUAUGGUAACGCCUUCUACGCGAAGAAGACCAAGUUCACCACUCCGCGAGAAGCCAUGUCCGACUACGACGGCUCUACCAGCCGCACCUGGGAAAUUGCAAACACCAACAAACUCAACCCGUACAGCAAGAAGCCUGUCUCAUAUAAGCUUGUCAGCCGCGAGGUACCACCACUCCUUCCUAAGGAGGGCGGACUGGUCUGGAAGCGAGCUGGUUUCGCCAGACACGCCGUGCACGUUACAAACUACUCCGACGACCAAAUUCAUCCUGCCGGACGCCACGUCCCCCAGACCUCCGGCGAGCCCUCCCAGGGUCUUCCCAUGUGGAUCGAACAGGCCGGCCCCAACGCCUCAAUCGACAACACCGACGUCGUCCUUUGGCACACAUUCGGCCUCACCCACUUCCCUAGCCCCGAAGAUUUCCCCAUCAUGCCUGCCGAGCCCAUGACUGUCCUCCUACGACCGCGCAACUUUUUCACCCGUAACCCGGUCCUCGAUGUACCACCUAGCUUCGCGCGCACGCCAAGCCAGGUUGCUGCUGGAACGAGUUCGUGCGGAUGCAGCAAGAAGAGCGCUUCACCUGAUGGAUCAAGCGUCUAUGUCUAGAGGGCUUGUUCUGAUGACUUGAUGAUACUCACUUCUAUGUUACGGCUAUAAUUUGCAUGGCUUGUUUUCAUUCUUGUAUAUAAUGAAGCUGGGUUCGAUAUUUGCCAAUAAUAAGGAGUUUUAUGUUCAAACUAGGGUUGGCCUAGAAGGGAUUGCCCUAACCGCCUUUUUUCAUAUAGCUAGGUAGCCCCGACAACCCCUACCCCUCUAGCCAUCAUCUCCAUUUCCACCAUCGCAAUUCUCCUCACUUAGUUUGCACAAAAUCCUUAACAACAUGAGCGACCCCAUCCCUCCGCACCUCCCAAUCUCCCUCUCCCUCCCCCUCUGCCUGCCCAGUCUCCCUCAACAACGCCCUCAAAGCCACACGAUCCUCCUCAUCACACCCCGGCGGCAUCCGCAUAUACGUAUCUUCCUCAUCAAUCUCAUCCCAGCCGUAGCAGCCAUCAAAAUAAAACCCCAUAUACCGCUCAGCCAUAAGCCCCAUCCGAAUCUCUCCUUCGCGAUCAAACGGCAUUGAAGACUUUGUGGGCGUCGCAUCAUACUCAUCCGGGCCAAGACCCAUCCGAAAAUCCCUGGGAUGGGGAAGCGAUGUGCGGAAUGUAUCGAAGAAAUGGUGCCAUCGUUUCUCGUAGGAGUGGAAGUAUGAAUCUUCCAUAAUUUUCCCAAUGAAAUCUGUGUUUGUAGGCGGAUAUUCUCGCUAUUCCAUUUCGCUCUUUGAGAAUGGGACGUUGGAUAGAUAGUCCUCGUAUAUUCCGACGUCGUAGAGGAUUGAGCAUUCGUCUAGGUAGAGGGCUGUCAAUAUUGAAGCGUGUGAGAUUAUCCAGGUGAGAUGCGAGCCCACCGCGAAGGUGAAUUUGUUCAGAAUCAAGCGCUUGAGGCGCGGAAAGUGGACGUCUGUCAGGUCGAGAUACGGUAAGAACCCAAUACGCUGGUCACAGCUUAGAGUGAGGUGCUGGAUGGAGGAAUAUGGCUUGAGCCAGGUCAUGUGGAAAGAGACGAAGAAGUCAUGCAAGGCUUUAGAGUGGAAAGAGGAUUCCGGAGCCGCGUGGUCCCAUUCCGCGACGAGAUUCAAGCGGGGAGACUUGACGGUGUUAAGCACUGUAGCUAUCAUCGCGGCCAAGUCAUGGCAAGAAAAUCUGAUGCAUUGCAGGUUUCAGAUGCUGGCUUCCUCUAUUGGAAUCUUGAGAGCGGCG